CGUCUGACGUCUAACCAUGAACAGGAAGAGGGUGUCGGGUCAGUGAGGCGCACACUUCUCAGGGGGAAAUGGCAGAAACAAGCCUGGGUGCCUUCCGUGCGGUGAAGACCCUCCUCGGAAGUACAGCAGCUGGUUUUGUGUUUGGACAAGCUGCCUCAUAUGCAGUCAAGCCGUCUCUGACUGAAGACGUCACUCUGCUGAACGCUGCCAGUCGAGCUGCUGAACGUGCUGGUUCAACCGGUGUAGCGGUCGUGGCAGCAUGUUUCGUGUUUACAUCAGCACUCCUUUCUCUUGGACUGGGUUUUCUCUUCAGUGCCGUAGUGCUGAAGCUGUUCAAUAAAGCAGGUGUGACCCUGCCAUGGUUGAUAGGAACCAUGUCCGGGGCAUCAGUCGCAUUGGGUGCAGUCGUCACUGGAGGGUUGGAGGGUAUCAUACCACCUUGGAUCUACGUCAUGGUUCAGGGCGCUCUGGUUCUUAUCGUCUACUCAUAUUCCAACAUCAGUGACAUGACAACAGCUCUGUUAAUCAUCUUCACCACUCUGUACACCAGUGUUAUGUUUGGACGAUUGGGUGUCAUACUUGGGUUCUUCUGUGUGGGACUGAGCAUCAUUGUUCUCUUUGCUCUACGACAAACUCUAAUAGCAAAGUCACCGCCAAAACCAGAAUCUAAAACCAGGUGCAAAUUGUUGGAGAGAAUCUUCUUCUACUCUGUUUUUGUGGCAAUUUUGGGUUUUUUUGUUGGUUUGGGUUCAGGUGGGGCAGACGAAGGCACAAAAACACAAGUGAUUUUAAUGCUACAAUCUGUCCUUUGGGUGGGAUUUCUGUCUGUGGGACUGUUGGGGGCUGGCCUGGGAACUGUGGCCAUGGUUGGACUGGGGCCAGAGGUGGCUGGAAAUGUUGUUGUGGGAGUUGUGGUAAUAACAUCAAUAGCUUUGAAAGCUGUUGUACUUUUGAGCUCUGCUCUAGGACUGAGAAGCUGCUCCGGAGCAGCUUUGGGAGCAACUGCAGUUGCAGGAGUGUCACUGGGCGCUGCGAGUGUUGCAGCAAAGCAAACAUUUGGGUCUAGAAAUUCAACAUCGGUACUUUUAGGUUCCGUUAUCGUGGGUGUACUUGUAGCCCUCAAGGUUCCAGGACUGACAUCAACACAGCUGACAACCUCUGAACUGAUGACAGUGACAAUCACUGCAGUAGGGGCAUUUGUUUUGGGUGCGCCAAAAAGCCCAUUCCACACUGAGGUGAAUCUACAGCAAGGGCUUCUCACAGGAGCGGGGCUAAUUAAAGGAAUCGGCAUGGAGACGGUCACCGGAGCAGCGGCGCCUAUUGGAGCCGGCGCUCUGGGGGCCGCAGCAUUAGGCACGGCAGCUCUGGGGACGCUGGGGACCGUAGGAGUUUUGGUGGCUAUAGUGUUGGCUUUGGGAAGCGCUCUCAGUGGUAUGCUAGGAAAAUCACCAUCAACAACCAACACACACAGAGACUGAAUGUCGGCUGAGUUUACAUCCGUUUCUACAACUGGAAUUAAACGCCAGCAUUUUGCUGCUGCUGGUAUUUUUCCAACAAAGAAAAAUACCAAAUGAUAAUAUUUUUUGUUUUGUGUAGAUAUUUAGUAUUUGUGUGUCAUGAGAACCAUGUGGUUUUGUCCACCAGGAAACAUUGCUAUUUGUGUCCUUUUCAGGACAUAAAUUAUUUUCUGUAAAAUGAUGGAUAAUUAAUAAAAACACUUUUUCUGUCA
Molecule: messenger RNA, 1729 nt
Organism: Poeciliopsis prolifica (blackstripe livebearer)
Lineage: Eukaryota; Metazoa; Chordata; Actinopteri; Cyprinodontiformes; Poeciliidae
Exons: 2
Coding region: 69-1478 (469 amino acids)
Source: RefSeq, a predicted model, not a curated record